GCGCCUCCGCUCCCCGCCGCCGUCCCAGGGCCCCGCGCCGCCACCUCCGCCGCCACCAUGGACGCCAUCAAGAAGAAGAUGCAGAUGCUGAAGCUCGACAAGGAGAACGCCUUGGACCGAGCCGAGCAGGCCGAGGCCGACAAGAAAGCGGCGGAAGACCGGAGCAAGCAGCUGGAGGAGGACAUCGCGGCCAAGGAGAAGCUGUUGCGGGCGUCGGAGGACGAGCGGGACCGGGUGCUGGAGGACCUGCACAAGGCGGAGGACAGCCUCCUGGCCGCCGACGAGGCCGCCGCCAAGCUGGAAGAUGAGCUGGUGUCGCUGCAAAAGAAGCUCAAGGGCACCGAGGAUGAGUUGGACAAAUACUCCGAGGCUCUCAAAGAUGCCCAGGAGAAACUGGAGCUGGCGGAGAAAAAGGCCACCGAUGCCGAGGCCGACGUAGCUUCUCUGAACAGACGCAUCCAGCUGGUUGAGGAGGAGUUGGAUCGUGCCCAGGAGCGUCUGGCCACAGCUCUGCAGAAGCUGGAAGAGGCUGAGAAGGCUGCAGAUGAGAGCGAGAGAGGCAUGAAAGUCAUUGAAAGCCGAGCCCAAAAGGAUGAGGAGAAGAUGGAAAUCCAGGAGAUCCAGCUGAAAGAGGCCAAGCACAUCGCUGAAGAUGCCGACCGCAAGUAUGAAGAGGUGGCCCGUAAGCUGGUCAUCAUCGAGAGUGACCUGGAGCGCGCAGAGGAGCGGGCCGAGCUCUCGGAAGGCAAAUGUGCUGAGCUUGAAGAAGAAUUGAAAACUGUGACGAACAACUUGAAGUCACUGGAGGCUCAGGCCGAGAAGUACUCACAGAAGGAAGACAAGUACGAGGAAGAGAUCAAAGUCCUCUCUGACAAGCUGAAGGAGGCUGAGACUCGGGCUGAGUUUGCAGAGAGGUCAGUAACCAAGUUGGAGAAAAGCAUUGAUGACUUAGAAGAGAAAGUGGCCCAUGCCAAGGAGGAGAACCUUAGUAUGCAUCAGAUGCUGGAUCAGACAUUACUGGAGCUAAACAACAUGUGAAAACCUCCCUAGCCGCGGCCACACGCUUUCAUUUCCUUUCUGUUGUGUUGUUUUUAAACACCUGCUUACCGUGAAAACCCCUUCAAUGCAUUUUUUUUUUUAAUUUACUUUUACCACUGUCACUGACAACAUCUGCGAAGAGCCAGCUAGGGCAGGGGGCGGGAAAAGACACAAAAAGACAAGCCCGUGUCAGGACACUCCUGAUUCCAGUGUGCCAUUUCCCAGGUUGGCAUUGCCACGUUUUGUAGAGUUUAGCCACGCAGUCCGCUUAGUCUGUUAGGGAUCCUCACUAAGGCAGAAAGAUCCGCAGUCGGAGUGCCAACAGUAGGGCCAACGGGAAGACUGAAGUUGGGGACGAUCAGGUAUGGAUUGGUGCUACUUUAAACAAAAGGUCCCCUUGUGGUCUUUUGUUCGAUAUUGUACAAUUUAGACUUCUGUCCAACACUAAUUUAUUUUGUCUUGAGUUUUGCAAUGAGAUGAGACUCCGGGUUUCGUAUACCUGUAUUCAUUAAAGCCAAGGGUUUGAAAGCCACGCUGCUCCUAAGAACCCCCUUGCCUCUCCAACCCACACACUUGCAGCCCCUCACGACCGUGCAGGAUAGCAUUCGGUGUGGAUCUCCACUCUUUCCAGGUCUCUGUCGAAGUGAAAGAUUUAGGCACUACAUACAUCAUUGGUAAAGAAAAAAGCAUUUUCUUAAGAGUUUUAAGUAUAUGUAAACAUUGUAUAAUGACAUGGAAUAAAAUGCACAUUGUAAGACAUUUUCUAAA
Messenger RNA from Jaculus jaculus (lesser Egyptian jerboa), 1806 nucleotides. RefSeq names its product tropomyosin 1 (gene Tpm1). The record is from RefSeq and is a predicted model, not a curated record. Bases 58 to 1038 code for a protein of 326 amino acids. Gene Ontology annotation, biological process: actin filament organization; cardiac muscle contraction. NCBI's taxonomy places the organism in Eukaryota, Metazoa, Chordata, Mammalia, Rodentia, Dipodidae. Gene Ontology annotation, cellular component: actin filament. Gene Ontology annotation, molecular function: actin filament binding. The transcript has 10 exons.